This is a messenger RNA of Akanthomyces muscarius, 2178 nucleotides long. RefSeq lists its product as uncharacterized. Gene Ontology annotation, molecular function: zinc ion binding. The record is from RefSeq and is a predicted model, not a curated record. Lineage: Eukaryota; Fungi; Ascomycota; Sordariomycetes; Hypocreales; Cordycipitaceae. The transcript has 4 exons. The coding region runs from base 1 to 2178 and encodes 725 amino acids.
AUGCGCACCACACGAAUCGUUAUCCUCCUCGUCUUUUUUACCGCCACCCUCUUCGUUCUCCUUCGAGCCAUAUUCUCCGCCGCCCGAGCUUCACAUGUCGUUCGUCCGAAGCCGGGAACUUCUCGAAAGUCCAUCCUGGGGCUUGUCUACUACAACCCGCCCUUCUCCCUAUUCCAGCCGAAUGCCGCCAUCAGUUUGACCGAUGACAAUAGCACGUCGUUUGCUGCGCGACCUGCCGCCUUUGGCCCCCAGUUGGUGCCGCAUGGUCUGAGCGGACAGCUCUGGGUUGGCAGCGGAUUUACUGAAGAUAGCUUUGAGUCUCAUGGAGAGCUUGGCUGCAGCGACAUCCCUGGCUGGGAGGGUGGUGCCAGUCCCCAAGCAAUACUGAAGUCGUCGAUCAAAUCAGUCGUCUCGCAUCAUUCACCUGUCGAAAGCAAACCCGGUGGAGGCAAGAAGAGUGCCAAAGACACACCAAAAGAACAGGAGCUGGACAGUGAGGCACCCAAAAUCCCGCGCGGUGUCGAUGACGGCACCGACAAUUAUUUGCACGAAGCGGUUCGCAGUUCCCUCGCGCGCCGUGACACUCCAAUGUCAUCGCACGCCGAUAUUCAAUCUAUGCAAGAAUCGGCAGAAAUUGAAGGCAAGGUUGUUCUCUUGAUGCGCGGGGGUUGCGGAUUUUUGGAAAAAGUCAUGUGGGCACAGCGCCGAGGCGCCGUUGCCGUUAUCGUUGGAGACAACCAGCGUGGAGGUCCACUGGUAAACAUGUUUGCGAGAGGUGAAGAUGCGGAAAAUGUCACUAUCCCGUCCGUUUUCACAGCGCGAACCACGGCACAGCUUCUGUCAUCCCUUACACAACCUGGUAGCUUCAUUGAGGAUAGUAUCGAUGAGAGCGGAAAUCCAGUAUUGAAGUUGCUCAAAGCAAGGCAAAGCCGACAACGACGGAAAAUUUCGGAUAGUAUGAAGGGUACCAAAAAGCAACAACCACACAAGCCAGUCAAAGCUGUGGGGGACGAGUUCCGUAUCGGCGUUCAAGACUGGCGUGAUCCAGAUCUAGUUGACAAGUCACGUCCAAGCGGCAAGGUCAACGCCGCCACAGACUCUCGGAAACCAGGAAACAAAUAUACGAGCAAGCUUUCGGGCAAGGAUACGAAAUCCCGUGUCGAUACCGACUCCCUUGAAAGGUCCGGCAAUGGCCAUGGACUUUUAACAAAACUAUUUGGGGAUGAACAAGCUGGUGAAGGUGACGAGAUUCUCGCUGCCGAAAUUGACGACAAGAUCGAAGCCCCAAAACCCGAUGAGCCAACCCCUGAACCUCAUCAUGGCCUCUGGGUCACCAUCACACCAAACAGCGGCACCAGCCCCUUCUUCGACACGUUGCUUGUUCUUGUCGUCAGUCCUCUAGUCACUCUCAGCAUCGUCUAUGCCUUGUUGAUCCUGCGAGCACGUAUUCGUCGCCGACGCUGGCGGGCUCCAAAAUCCGUGGUCGAGCGCUUGCCAGUGCGCACCUAUCAUACUGUGGCAACAACUCCUAGCAUCGCUUCUUCUCCGAUCAAUUCGUCACCUACAACCCCUCUGCUUCAGCAUAGCCCAUCAAGGCCAAGGCCACGCUCUCGCACGACCACUGGCGUCCCCGAAAGUGAUAACCUCACAGUUCCCAGUGCAUCUAUCCCCACUGCUUCGAGCGGAUCUCGACAACGAGCGGGAAACGAGCACGAAAAGGGGUCCAGCGGCUUUUCUGCUGAAUGGCGAAAGUACAUGGGACGGCAAGUUGAGUGUGUUGUUUGCCUGGAAGAGUACGUCGACGGCGUCAGUCGUGUGAUGAGCCUGCCCUGCGGCCAUGAAUUCCACGCCGAGUGCAUUACCCCCUGGCUUACAACUAGACGCCGAACGUGUCCUAUCUGCAAGGGCGAUGUGGUCCGCUCUCUCGCACAUUCAUCUCGAUCCAUGCCGCGAUAUGAGCCGUACCGCGAGGACAGUGAUGAUGAUGUGGUGGCAUCUUCGAGCCUAGAAUCAGACGUUGAGCAGGGUAUCAGCCCAUCAGUACCACAAAAUGGUCAAAGCUCAUCGCGUGGCGAUGGGUGGUUUGGGGCGUUUUCUCAAAGCCUUGGUAAUGGCUGGCAACGCGUGCCUUCCAGAUCACCAUCUCCAGCCCCUCGCCGGUCAAAUCCGAACUCUUAG